AUGGCGGAUGCGAGGGCGCAGAUCGCACAGGCAGAGGCCUUCAAGCAAGAGGGCAACAAGCGCUUCAAGGAGCAGAACUUUCGGGGCGCGCUUGGCAGUUACCACAAGGUGUUCUGCUACGUGAACGGUCUCCAGGUGCCUGGAGAGCGAAACGAGGCAACGCAGUAUGCGGAAAUGAUGGGCUUGGAGCCCAGUGCGGCCAGCUCCGAAGUUUUUGAGUCGGGAAAGAGGUCGGCAAGUUGGGCAAAGCUAUGCCAGCUUAGUCGCAGUUGGCUCAAAAGGUGA
This is a messenger RNA of Effrenium voratum, 285 nucleotides long. The record is from the annotation of a GenBank genome assembly. NCBI's taxonomy places the organism in Eukaryota, Dinophyceae, Suessiales, Symbiodiniaceae.